Salmo salar (Atlantic salmon) is the source of this 6346-nucleotide messenger RNA. The record is from RefSeq and is a predicted model, not a curated record. Lineage: Eukaryota; Metazoa; Chordata; Actinopteri; Salmoniformes; Salmonidae.
CUUUGGGGUUUUGACACAGAGGGUUUCUAUGAUUUUUGAUAGCAUUUUGCGACUUUUCCCACUCAAUUCUUCCGCAAACAACAGCGGGAGAAGCUGUCUGUGCAACAGAAGUCACAGCAACGACGCACUCACAUGCUGCGUUAACGUGCUAGUUGGAACGAGGAAACUUGGACAUUUCCUGGUUGCACUCGUGUAUAACUACAACCUAUUAGCAAGUCGACAUUUCCGAGUUUCUUAGUUCUGACUAGCACUUGAACGUGGCAACAAUCAGAGAAGCAUAACGUGUGGCGGAAGAGGGCGAAAACACGAUGUGGGGUCCGCAGUUGUGCCGCAUCAAGGCAAAUUCGUGAUGUGACGUCGUCGCGGAAACGGCAAAACGUAAUCCAGCGUCUUUUAGCGACAAAUCAAGGAGCCAAUAGCAGUAAUCACUGAAAAAUAGUCGGCAAUACUGCACGGUGUCAACGUGCUUUUCAUGGUAGGAUCGCGUAGUAAACAGGCAGAGGUGCGAGUGGAGCUCAUUACUACUGAAGAAUUAUAUGCACAUUUCACAAGAAAUCGCUGUUCGUUGAAUGAAGCUUUACCGACUAGAAAAUAAUAUGCAUACAUUUAGAUGAUUAUGCUGCUGGUUUGCAAAUCUAGGACAACGUGAUCUCGAGGAACAAUAAAUCAGCUUUUUUUUAUCCAUGGUGUUUGCAAGUUGUAAAGAGAUGGAUGGUAUCGGGAACACAAUGCAGAAGAAGGCUGCGGAGCUCGAGCGCAUGGCCGAGGUUCUGGUCACCGGAGAGCAGCUGAGGCUGCGUCUCCAUGAAGGGAAGGUGGUUAAGGACCGCAGGCAUCACCUGAGGACGUAUCCCAACUGCUUUGUGGCCAAGGAGCUGAUCGACUGGCUGCUGGAGCACAAGGAGGCGUCAGACAGAGACACAGCCAUCAAGAUCAUGCAGAAACUCCUGGAUCAAAGCAUCAUCCAUCACGUUUGUGACGAGCACAAGGAGUUCAAAGACAUGAAGCUGUUCUAUCGCUUCAGGAAAGAUGACGGGACGUUUCCGCUGGACAACGAAGCCAAGGUCUUCAUGAGGGGACAACGGAUAUAUGAAAAACUGAUGAUGAACACAGAGACGUCCAUCCUAGCGACUCGGGAAGAAGAGGGUGAGACGUUUGAACGGACGCUGGUGGCCUCCGAGCUUGUUGAUUGGCUGCUGGCGGAGGGAGAGAUGGCGACCCGAGAGGAGGCGGAGCAUCUUGGACGGAGGCUUCUAGAACACGGGAUCAUGCAGCAUGUGACCAACAAGCACCACUUUGUGGAUGGAGGGCUGCUGUACCAGUUCAGACUGAACUUCAGAAGGAGACGGCGUCUGAUGGAGCUGCUGAACGAGCGCUGUCGUACCAUCCCAGAGAGCCAUGACAGCCCCUUCUGUCUCCGCAAACAGAACCCAGACGGAGGCAACACCAGCUUCCUAUCUGUGAGUCCCACUAAAGAGAUCAAGUUGAUAGUGGGUAUCCGUCGUAGCAGCAUGAGCAGCAGCUGUGGUAGCAGUGGUUACUAUAGCAGCAGUCCCACCCUCAGUAGCAGCCCCCCGGUGCUCUGUAACCCAAAGUCAGUGUUGAAGAGACAAGUGAGUCCUGAGGAGCUGCAGACCCCAGGAGGCCCUUACAUAAAGAAGACAUUCACAAUCGUGGGGGAUGCAGUGGGCUGGGGCUUCGUGGUGCGGGGCAGUAAGCCCUGCCACAUCCAGGCUGUCGACCCCAGUGGUCCCGCAGCUGCAGCUGGAAUGAAGGUGUGUCAGUUUGUGAUCUCGGUCAACGGGCUAAACGUGCUGUCUCUGGACUACAGGACAGUCAGUAACCUCAUCCUGACCGGGCCCAGGACCGUUGUCAUGGAAGUCAUGGAGGAAGCAGAUUACUGAAGAGGCAGGCUAUCACGUGGCAGGGGGCGUGGCUGAGCAGAGUAGACCCAAGGCAGACCCUAAAGGCACCAUAGAGAUAGAAGUGCCUUUAUGGAACUCUAUGGGAAACUCUCUGAGCUUCUAACUCUAUGGGGAAACUCUCUCUGGGCUUCUAACUCUAUGGGGAAACUCUCUCUGGGCUUCUAACUCUAUGGGAAACUCUCUCUGGGCUUCUAACUCUAUGGGGAAACUCUCUCUGGGCUUCUAACUCUAUGGGGAAACUCUCUCUCUGGGCUUCUAACUCUAUGGGAAACUCUCUCUGGGCUUCUAACUCUAUGGGAAACUCUCUCUGGGCUUCUAACUCUAUGGGAAACUCUCUCUGGGCUUCUAACUCUAUGGGAAACUCUCUCUGGGCUUCUAACUCUAUGGGGAAACUCUCUCUGGGCUUCUAACUCUAUGGGGAAACUCUCUCUGGGCUUCUAACUCUAUGGGGAAACUCUCUCUGGGCUUCUAACUCUAUGGGGAAACUCUCUCUGGGCUUCUAACUCUAUGGGGAAACUCUCUCUGGGCUUCUAACUCUAUGGGAAACUCUCUCUGGGCUUCUAACUCUAUGGGAAACUCUCUCUGGGCUUCUAACUCUAUGGGAAACUCUCUCUGGGCUUCUAACUCUAUGGGAAACUCUCUCUGGGCUUCUAACUCUAUGGGAAACUCUCUCUGGGCUUCUAACUCUAUGGGGAAACUCUCUCUGGGCUUCUAACUCUAUGGGGAAACUCUCUCUGGGCUUCUAACUCUAUGGGGAAACUCUCUCUGGGCUUCUAACUCUAUGGGGAAACUCUCUCUGGGCUUCUAACUCUAUGGGGAAACUCUCUCUGGGCUUCUAACUCUAUGGGAAACUCUCUCUGGGCUUCUAACUCUAUGGGAAACUCUCUCUGGGCUUCUAACUCUAUGGGGAAACUCUCUCUGGGCUUCUAACUCUAUGGGAAACUCUCUCUCUGGGCUUCUAACUCUAUGGGGAAACUCUCUCUGGGCUUCUAACUCUAUGGGAAACUCUCUCUCUGGGCUUCUAACUCUAGGAAAGACUCAGUCAAGCUCUGCCAGCCACCACCCACUGUCUCUUUCCUAUUGGACACUGCUUCCCUCUGUAGGCCUCCAAUAGAACUGCUUGGAGAAGAGAGGGGACAUUAGCUACUCUGUUAGAUACACACAUCUUGUUAUUGUCCUCCUGUCUCAUCUGUCUAGUUGAUGUUGAGACGGCAGAUGGACCCUGAUAACAUAACAGCCCCCUGCUCCAUGAUUAGGGAGCUGUGCUCUGCUGUCCCCUUCUGGGUUCUCACGGUCUCCUGUGGGCUGGGCUGGGUUUCUUUAUGUAUUGAUGGUACUACCUACCCAUGUAUGAAGCUGUGUGGGGAGAGACACUUCUGGACCUGUCUAGAUCUGUCUUUCUCCAUCCCAGGACGAGAUGUGAAGUUCAAGACAGACCUGAAGGAGACAGACAGCAUAUCAUCCAGGACAGACCUGAAGGAGACAGACAGCAUAUCAUCCAGGACAGACCUGAAGGAGACAGACAGCAUAUCAUCCGGGACAGACCUGAAGGAGACAGACAGCAUAUCAUUCGGGACAGACCGGAAGGAGACAGACAGCAUAUCAUUCGGGACAGGAGUGUGAAGCAUUAGCAAGUGACUGUUCAAUCCGCUGCGCCACAUGAUAAUGCAAACCACGUCCAACUAAUCCACAGCUAUUUGGGUGUGUAACACAGAUACCAACCUGGUUACACUGUGUAGUUGUGUAUAGAUCACUCACUAUACAUUGUGGUAGUUGUGUGAAGUUGGCCUUCGUUUAACCAAGCAAACAGGGUUGAAUAAUGUUCAUGUUUAUGCAGGACUAAUUGUUGUCAAUGAUGUGUCUUUUCCCAGUACACUUAGGGCGAGUUUCCCGGACAACAAAUCCUGGACUAAAAAGUCUAAAUCAAUGGAUAAUCUCCAUUUGAAAGUGUUUUUUUUUUUUUUAAGUCCAAGAUUAUUCUUUGUUCGGGAAACCGUCCCUUGAAGACAAAGUAGGUAGCUACUAGCUAGUUAAUGAGGUAACACUUGACUGGAUGGUUCCGUUCUACUGUCUGUAGGGCUGAAUAUCAUGGUUAUAAUUACCACAUAAAGGAUAUGACUCAGUAUGUAGACAAAAAGCUUGUGCUACUAACAACUACCUUCACUCUGUCAUGACACAACAAACCAUUACCCAUCAGGCCCCUUUCCCAGACAUGCUUUUUGCCUAGUCUUAGACUAGAAAGCAAGCUGAAUGGAGAGUCUCUGUUGAAAGAGCUUUUUAGUCCAGGGAAACUGCUCGUAGUGAUAUAAAUGGGGUGGUUUGCAUAGUUUUCUAAGAUUUAUAAUGUGUAAUGACCGUGAUGAGUCCGUUUUUCUAGCACCGGCAUUGAGGCCUAUGACGACACCCACCUGUUACCGUUAGCCGAAUGUUAAUGUCGUAUAUCCACUAUAGUCCCUAGUCUUUCAAAAGUGGCAUGUUCUGCACUACCGUAAAUUCUAUAAUAUAUGGAUAUGUUAACAUAUAUAUUUAAUGUAGAUCUAUGUAUGGAUUUAGGCUGACUAAGGCACUUUAAAUAUGAAAAUAACUGUUUGCAUCAGUUUGUUUUCUAGUUAAAAUGUCAAAUUGUUAAUGUGUUAAGACGUCACAAUACUGUACCAUCCUGAAACAUAAACGUAUUAAGAAUUAGCAACCCAUUUUAUUUGCCAUCAGACCCGAUCUACUUGUAUUUAAGAAGGAAAAAGGGUUUUAUUUCGGUAGCUAGCUGUGAAUUUAAAGUAGAAGAACUAUUGAUGGCAUGAGAAAAACAAUCUAUGGCAGUAUUUAAUAACUGUAUGAUAACAGAAUCAUCUGUAGUUCAGUGUACCAGGUCAACUGUUGUCUUAUGACAUCACUUCCUGGUCAGAUAAAGUAGCCUAGAUUCAUUGUAAGAUUUAAUAAUAAAAAAAUAGCAGUACAAGCUCUAUGUUCUUCAUGUUCACCUUUCUUCAAUAUGCGGUGUUGUUAUUUACCAUAAUGUCAAGCCUCAAAUCAUAGGUUUGGUUUUUUUUAUUUGGAAAACAACAGUCACUUUGACAAGCUAGGAUUCUGUCCCUUUUUUAAUAAUGUGGUUAAAUGUGUAAAGCAACGAAAUGCAUAAUUCAAGAAACUAUGUAAGUGUAUGAAAUGCUUGCUUACAAUCCAGGGUUCGUUUUUCAGGACUGAUACAAUAUCAUUGGUUAGCUCUCACUAAGAACAUUAGACAUCAGUGAUUGGGUGAAUGGCUGCUCUCACUAAGAACAUUAGACAUCAGUGAUUGGGUGAAUGGCUGCAUUGCAUGAGGUUUUCUGGUAUAUAUUUUUACCCAUUUCUACUCCUCCACGUAGUUUCACUGUUGUUCUGUAAUUAAUUAUUGGUUCUGUCAUACAAGGAAAGGCUUGUGUUGUUUGUUAAGCAAGAACUUAGAGAAAUGCACAUUACGAUGAGUCAUUUUAUACUAAAGCUGUUUUGGGUUACACUUUACUGAAAGCAUCCAGGUUAAAAUGCAUGAUAACUUGUUAUUAGCAUGAGCCUUUUAUAAUGUCUUAUCAGACUUAUAAAAAUGCUCAUCAUGUAUUAACACCUGUGUGCUUUAAACGGACACAAUGACCAGAAAGAGCUGGAAAUCCAGUCAUUAUUGGACUUUUAAUGUGCCAAGUUAUAAUCUUGAAACAUUUGCCUUAAUAACUUUUGAUUUUGCUGCUAGUCAUCUAAUAUUUGAAUAUCUUCUGUUAUCCAUAAAGGGUUCACUAUGCAAUCCUCUUCCUGAUCUGUCUUACUAUACUAACCUUCUGCUGCUUAUUUUACAGACUGAUCAUCUUUUAUUUCUUGACAAUCAGUGUUCUCUUGAUACACAAGGUCUGCGUUCCAAAUGGUAGUGCACUACUUUUGACCAGGGCCCAGUGGGGGGUUAUAUCACUAUAUAGGGAAUAGAAUGCCAUUUGAGACGCAACCGAGAUCUGAACAGCACAUAGACUGACGACAGAACGGAUAGAGCUACAACCUGCCACGUACUCUCUGCUUCCUAGCAGGUUUUACUCAUGGUAAUGAAUCAAUGACUUUUUGAUAAAAAUAAAAAUCAGUUUAUUUUUACCAGUCAGCAGCUCAUUUAAAGGGAUUCAUUAAUCUACAGAUCCUUAUGUUCAUUAAUAAUCUAUGUAGAUUUAAUGAUCUAGAUGAUAUAGUCACUGCGUGAGCCCAGAGUGUAAAGGCUUUAAUAGCAGGUUGUGUACAUACAUUUGAUAAAAUACAUUGUGUGGAUAAAUGAAUGUCAGGACAAUGAGAAUAAAUAAGCUCACAUAUGGUAUCACGUCUGUUGUGCAAUGCAGCUAAAGGCAUACAGUUCAUAUGUAAAGUUCAAAUGUAAAGUUCAUGUGUUUAAAUAAACAUACUGGUUUGGUUCAAAA